Molecule: messenger RNA, 1714 nt
Organism: Telopea speciosissima
Lineage: Eukaryota; Viridiplantae; Streptophyta; Magnoliopsida; Proteales; Proteaceae
Product: signal peptide peptidase-like 1
Exons: 4
Coding region: 411-1526 (371 amino acids)
Biological process (GO): membrane protein proteolysis
Cellular component (GO): Golgi-associated vesicle membrane; cytoplasmic side of endoplasmic reticulum membrane; lumenal side of endoplasmic reticulum membrane
Molecular function (GO): aspartic endopeptidase activity, intramembrane cleaving
Source: RefSeq, a predicted model, not a curated record
UUACUGCCGAUCUUGAGUUUUCUUAGUUCGAUUCACUGUCUAAUCGCUCAUUCUUGUUCUUGAUUACCCAUUUAUUUAUUCGAAACAUCUUUUUGGAAGAUUCUUUCUUUUUCGAUCCCUGAUUCGGAUCCCUAGAUCGCCGGAUAUGGAAAAAGAAGUUUAUCUUUACCUUUUAGAAAUUUGGUCUCAGAUUCAGUUGUGAAAUUCUAGCGUUUUCAAAGCUAUCAGUUCAUAUUGGGGGACUUUCGUGUUGCAUGAAUUUCUCCAGGCAAGUUUCCGUUGGAGAAAGACUGCAGCCUUGGUAGCAGAUACACGGCAUCUUUAGGGCUUUGUUCUUCCGAACAUGUUAAUUUCCUCGCAGAAGGACUAAGUGGGAAGAGAUUUAAAGACAAUUGUUUAUAUAUUUGAUAAUGGAGCCGUUAUGGAAGCUCGCAUUUUUGCUGGAGCCUGCUCCGGUCACUCUUAUACUAACAGCAGUAGCAGUGACCUUUGGAUCGGCACUUCGAGCUCUGAAUUAUGGGAAAGAAAUGGAGCGAAACCGGGAUUUGUCAGAGGCAUCCAUCACAUUAGAUAGUUCCCAAGCACUCAUGAUCCCAGUAAUGAGCUCUUGUAGCCUACUGCUUAUGUUCUAUCUCUUCUCCUCUGUAUCGCAGCUACUUACAGCCUUCACAGCAGUGGCAUCUGCCUCUUCCCUCUUCUUCUGUUUAUCUCCAUAUGUCACAUAUUUCAAGGUACAAUUCGGCCUGGUGGACCCUUUUGUGUCGCGUUGCUGUUCGAAGCCAUUCACUCGAUGUCAGGGGAUACUUGUAUUACUGUGCACAGGGAUCGUUGUAGCCUGGCUUGUUUCUGGGCAUUGGGUGUUGAACAACUUGUUGGGAAUUUCAAUUUGUAUUGCGUUUGUUAGCCAUGUUCGUCUUCCAAACAUCAAAAUCUGUGCACUGCUUCUUGUAUGCUUGUUUGUGUACGAUAUAUUCUGGGUUUUCUUUUCAGAGAGAUUAUUUGGUGAAAAUGUCAUGGUCUCUGUUGCCACACAGCAAGCAUCUAAUCCUGUUCACACAGUGGCUAAUACUUUGAGCCUUCCAGGGCUGCAACUGAUUACUAAGAAACUGGAGUUGCCCGUAAAGAUCGUCUUUCCUAGAAAUUUGUUGGGUGGAAUGGUUCCUGGAGCUAAUGCAACAGACUUCAUGAUGCUUGGGCUUGGUGAUAUGGCUAUCCCUGCCAUGCUUCUUGCAUUGGUGCUCUGUUUUGAUCAUCAGAAGAGCAGGGAUUCAGCAGGAAUGUUAGAUAUAUCUUCUCCAAAAGGACACAAAUACAUAUGGUACGCACUUCCUGGAUAUGCUAUUGGACUUGUAUCUGCUUUAGCGGCUGGGAUCUUGACUCAUUCACCCCAACCAGCCCUUCUGUAUCUGGUGCCAUCAACUUUGGGACCUGUUGUUGUCCUCUCAUGGCUGAAAAAGGAACUCUCAGACCUAUGGGAAGGGACAACGCAAAACCUCAAUGAGAAGUCUCGUUUGCCAGAGGUUUAAGCCACUUUAUCUUCAGCAUCCACCACCGGCAUAGAUGUACUGGUAGAGCCAACCUAUACUGUAAAUUCCCCUCCGGGUAGCUCUGUCUUUAUCAGAGGAACCUAACCAUAGAAAUAGCAAUUUAAUGUUUAUCAAAUAGUAAUUAACUUUCUGAUAUUUGACUUCACCAUAUGUUCUUGCCUGAAAUG